CAUGUACCAGUACAAAAUGGUGACCUCUCCAGCGCUCCUGUCCCAGCUGACUGCGAGGUGGAAAACCCUCUCCUCGGGAACCAGGGCCUUCCUCAAAGUCGGACUGCCGAUGAUCAUCAUGGUGGUGGGAGGGUCAUACGGACUGGAAAGAUUUUCUUCCUUACGAUAUGAUGUACAGUUCAGGAAGAGAAGAAUUGACAAAAACCUAGAAGAGAAGUUUGGGUGGAAGAAAAAGGAAGAGCCAGUCACUCUGGAGAACCAAUUUGAGAAAGUUCAGAAGGAUGUGGACGUGUCUGACUGGGAGAACAUCAGGGGACCACGCCCGUGGGAGGACUCUAAGGAGUUCCAACUGAAGAUGGCAGAACAGAGACAGAGAAGAAAACAGCAGGCAGACACUACUGGUCAAUAACACACGGGUCUAUGUUUUUAUGUACAGAGUAUUAGUUUAUUCUGCACAAUUCUAUUGCCAGUAUACUAACUAGAAGAUUACCUUCUGUAUAGAAUUUUUUAAUUUCUAAUUUGUUCCACUAAACCUACAGAGUAGCUAUGGAGUAUGUAUAUUGGCUGUUGCUAGUAAAUUUGCACAUACAUGUAAUUUGAGUAUAGGUCUCAUAGUAUUGAUAUUGUGCAGUGUAUAGAAUCUAUACAUCGAUUGUUAUCAUUAUUAUUUAGACAGAGAAUGGAGAGUGUACUGAUAGUGUAUAUAAAAAGUACUUGAAACCUACAUGGAUAAGAUUGUGCGUAUAUACAGUUCUGUACAGCUUUGUCAAAUUAAUAAACUGUGUUCAAA
This is a messenger RNA of Branchiostoma belcheri (Belcher's lancelet), 790 nucleotides long. Its product is annotated as cytochrome c oxidase assembly protein COX16 homolog, mitochondrial-like. Gene Ontology annotation, cellular component: mitochondrial inner membrane. The coding region runs from base 2 to 409 and encodes 135 amino acids. Lineage: Eukaryota; Metazoa; Chordata; Leptocardii; Amphioxiformes; Branchiostomatidae. The record is from RefSeq and is a predicted model, not a curated record. The transcript is spliced from 4 exons. Gene Ontology annotation, biological process: mitochondrial respiratory chain complex IV assembly.